GCGCAGCCUUGAAAUGCGCCUGAUGCAAGUAGAGGCGCACUGAGGGGACACACAGGAAAAGUUCUCCACAACGAGAGGCAGGACGACGCUGACGGAGCCCCUGCAAGUCUCGCCUCUUUUUUUAUGCCUCCUUGUACACUUUCCCUUCCACCACGGUGUGUUUUCUGCUCUCCGACACAUUUCCCAGUCGGUGAUCCUGCUUCUUUUUGUUUUGUUUUUGUUGUUGUGACUUAAGCCAAACGCCAUGGAGCUGCUCUGCCUCGAAAUGGACACGAAUAUACGGGCUCGUCCCGAUCCGAACCUCCUUUGUGAUGACCGAGUCCUCCAGAGCUUGUUGACCAUAGAGGAGAGGUUUCUACCUCAAUAUUCGUAUUUUAAAGGGGUGCAGAGAGACAUUCAGCCCUUUAUGAGGAGGAUGGUCGCCACUUGGAUGUUGGAGGUUUGUGAGGAGCAGAAGUGCGAGGAAGAAGUUUUUCCCCUGGCCAUGAACUACUUAGACAGAUUUCUAGCAGUUGUCCCGACCAAAAAGUGUAACUUGCAGCUGCUGGGAGCAGUUUGCAUGUUUCUUGCAUCCAAAUUGAAAGAGACUCGUCCAUUAACUGCAGAGAAGCUUUGCAUCUACACAGAUAACUCCAUCAGACCACAAGAGCUGCUGGAAUGGGAACUGGUGGUGUUGGGGAAGUUGAAGUGGAACCUGGCAGCAGUGACGCCAAAUGACUUUAUCGAGCACAUAGUGAGGAGGCUGCCGCUGCCUGAGGAUAAACUGACUCUUAUACGCAAACAUGUCCAGACGUUCAUCGCCUUGUGUGCCACAGACUUCAGAUUCGCCAUGUACCCUCCAUCCAUGAUUGCCACAGGAAGUGUGGGGGCAGCAAUCUGCGGCUUGCAGCUGGACUCAGUGAACCAAUCCCAGUGGGGCGACAGUCUGACAGACCUUCUGGCCAAAAUCACAAAUACAGAAGUGGAUGUCCUCAAAGAGUGCCAGGAGCAGAUCGAGCGUGUGUUAGAGAGCAGCCUACGCGAGGGCCGGAAGCAGCAGCAACAGCAGCAGCAGAGUCAGAGAGGCACGAGCAGUAAAGGCCUGGAAGAGCUGGAUCAGUCCUCCACCCCGACAGACGUCCGUGACAUCAACUUGUGAACCAGAAGAGGGCCUCAUUGCGCAGGAUUUACAACAACAGCAACAAAAAAAAUAUGAAUCAUGAAAAAAAAACUUUCCUAAAAGCAGAAAAAAAGAACAAAAAACAAAAUGCUAAAAACACAAGCCCUUUAAAAGAAAAAGAACAAUGCUUGCUAGUUUUUUGUAGAUUUUUCUGUUCAAGAUAAAAACAAAAACACCUGCCCACAAAAUCUACUUUUUUUUUUAAUCUAAAAGCAACAGAUUUGGGCCACGAUACUGCUCCGUGGUGCCUUGGAUAUACAGAAGGGAAACCAAUCAUAUUUGCAUUCUGCCUUUGAUUGUAUAGAAUGAUCAUUAAGUUAUAUUGUAACCAUAGCUGGUUGGCAGAAAGUUGCAUUCAUGGGAGCAAAGUAUGGGCUUAGGGUUUUUUUUUUGUUUGUUUGUUUGUUUGUUUGUUUUUCCUCACUCUCUAGUGUGAUAUAUAUUCAUGUUAUCUUCUGACCAUCAGUGAGAUGUAGAGAGGAAGCCUCGACAACAGUAUGCGUUACGUUGGUUGGUCCCAAAUCCAGGGGUGCGACAGGAUCAUUUGAAUCAUCAUUAGCAGUUGUAGUAAUUAUUAUUAGCUGUAAUAUUAUUGGACAUAUUUUGAGUAGUCAAGAUCAAUAAGCUCCUUUGUCAGGCUGCUUGUACGUGUGGGUCAGCUAGUGGGUUCGGCACGCCUCAGCAUGUGCGUGUGUAUAUGUGUGCGCAGUCUGAAUGGGAUCCUGUAUCGAAAAUUAGCAGUAAACAUUCUAGGGCGCGAGGCACUUACAAUGUUAGAAGACAAUGGAGCAGUCUGCGGUUACAUACAUACUUUGUCUAUCAGUAUAACUGGGCAUCUAUGCUAUGUCACUGCCUUCAUUCAUUGGCAGCGUAUCGAGGUCUGUUGUUGGCCAGCAAUAAACUGCUGCACGGGCUAUGAAUGAGAUGGAGUUCAUUUGAGUGAAGGGACCUUCGUUUCACUCUAAGCCCUUCUUCGAGCAUGUUUCAAAAGUCUUGAAUGACCUCAGCCUCACAGGUCACGCGAGACGUUUUGUUGUAUUACUGCCAUUCUGUUCAUGAUAUAUGACCACAUAUUGUCACGUGGUGUUACGAUGUUGCGUUUCCUUUAGUCAAUGGAGGACUUGGAAGUGCAGAACUCUCCAGCACGAAGCGUUUCGGAGCACAUUUGAACAGCGAAGAGGACAAUGCCUCAAAAGACAGGAGGAUGGGGUUUGGGGGGGGGGGGGGGCUUGGGGGGGAGGUACUCCUGUGCUCAUUAGAAUGGAGGCCACAGGGUGUGGAAAGAAUGAGAAUAGAUAGUUUGGAUGGAUGAUUGAAAUCGAAUGGAGAAGGGUGUCGCGACGCGGGAGCCUGCUGCUGAUGUAUACAGCCAGUAGCUGAAUGACGAAUAAAGCGCCCGAUUGAGGUUUGAGAGCAGGAUAAUAAGGUGGAAUUCAAAUUCUCUUUAUGGAGGUGUACUAUAACACAGGUAAUUGAGUUGAAUUUAGAAAAAAAAUAAUGUACUGGUUUCCAUUUACAUGGAUGCUAAAUGAGGAACUAAGGCUACCAGAUCGUAUGAGGAUGAGUUUCCUUUUUGUUCCUUGGAGGAGUACAAGAUAUUGUCAAUGCAUCUGGAGUCCCACAUAGGGCCGUGUUCAGCUCCCUAUCCGAUUUCAAUGGCAAAGCACUUUGAGAACAUGCUCCCCAGGAGAUACGUCAAAAUGAAUUGGUGGUGAUUUGGAGGUGGGUGGGUGUUUCAUUUUACUUGUUAUUUGUAUCCUUUCCUUUGGUUUACUUUGUAGGGCUGGUUUCCCAAUCACCCCCUCAUGUCAAAAACAUAAAACGGGACAUUCCAAUCAAAACCAACAUUCCGAUUCAAACAAAGACCAACUUGACCCAAGGAGCCUGUCCAUGUCCAAGGAUUGGAACAAAAACAAAGGCCAAGACAUACAGUUCCCUCAUCCGUGGCUUUCCUUUACACUGUCAUGAUUUUUUCUUUUUUUUUUUGUACUUGAAUAUUUCUUUCUAUUUAUCUGCAUCACAGCCACAGUCGUGUCACACAGGGCGGCGCUCGGGUGCUCGGGUGGUCGUAACAUCCAAUAUUUGCACAUGUUCUACAGAGGCCAAUGAUUUUAUUUUAUUUUUUAAGUUUCCAAACCACCGCAAGUGAUGUGUGUAUUAGUGGCUGUUCACUUUCUAUGGUGCUGGCUUGAAAUUGCAGAAAUGUUCGACAACAUUGUGUGAGGCUAUGCGACGUGUCAUUCAGUCCUCUUUGAGCUUUGCUGCUUCAAAUAAUCGACGAGGGGGUUCAUCAGGCAGAGAGACACGACCGUGUUUUUCGUUUUUUGGGACUUUCACGUGUGCUUGAGUUUUUGUUUGUUUCCCUGAGCGACAUUGCUUGUUGUCAGACUGAAGAAAAUGUGGGGAUGUUUUUGUGUUGAUUUAGAUUUUGGCAACUUGUUUUGCCAAAACAUCCCGUUUGGAGAAAAUUGCCCUCCUUCAUUUUGCCUCUGCCGGAUGUAAGCUCUCACCCAAACUUAAUGUCUUUCCUGCAAUGUCUUGUUGCGUGUGUUAUAUAUUGAGACCACACUUUCAAUUUGUGUUUGAUAUAUUUUAUGGGGUGAGCAGACCCACAAAAGGGUUUUUGUUUUCUUUCUAAGAUUUAGAGAUACUGUAUUCCAAAGUGAAGAGAGGACACAGGAGGUGUGAAGACAUCAAGAAAAAAAAGUCAAUAUUUUUAUUGAGUUAUUGUUGUCUUUUUGCGCUGCUAAAAGCUAUGAAUUUGUUUCAUUUAUACAAAAUAACAUUACAGAGUUGUGAUGUGUCACUUGAGUGUGCUGCUAUUUUAUAAACAUUUGUAUUAUAAUAUAAUUAUUUUCCUGCUUAAGAGAUAAAUUCAGAAAAACGAAGUAGAAGGUGAUAGAAGAACAUGAAAUGAGUAUUCGACUGGAAAUGUUCUUUGUACAGUUUGACGUUUUGCUUAGAUAGCAUGUCUCCUUUACCCCCUUUUUGAAUCUAUUUUGCUCUUUUCUUCAGUCACAUUCUGCAACGGUGGUAUAUGUCCUGUACGUCGGGAUGACUGGCUUCAUGCAAAAUAAUCAUACAAACCAACCAAUCCAUCAUCGAUACCUCUGCAGUUAGGGAGCCUGGACUAGAAUAGAAAAACAACAAAUUAGCAUUUUGUGGAUGUGCCGCUGUUCGCCUUCCACUUGGACGUACUGGAGGGGAGGGGGGUCCUCAACAUUUCUGGGGGUGUUCUAGCAUCAUUUGCUCAUGUUGGUGCUACAUCUGACAUGUGGGUGACAGAGGUUACAACGGGUGUUAAUAUGAUGGCCAAAGUACACUUGUUGCUUUAUUCACUCACAAUGACCCUGAACGUCCGCCAACAUGGAUUCCCAAUGCGGGAAUGACAUAUUUUUGGCUGAAAUCAGAGAUAAUGUGCGUGUGUGUGUGUGUGUAUUACAAAUGUCAUUUCGACCCAUAAAUAUUGUGAUAUCUGGAAGUUUGAGUGGAGCACAUUUCCCUUUGACUCGUCCCCCUCCCCACGAGAUCCCAUAUCAUGUACCUCAACUGUCUGUUGCACAACCUCUGUUCAAUAAACUUCUGCUUUAAAGGGUGUGACACCA
This is a messenger RNA of Hippocampus zosterae (dwarf seahorse), 4764 nucleotides long. RefSeq names its product cyclin D2, a (gene ccnd2a). Gene Ontology annotation, molecular function: cyclin-dependent protein serine/threonine kinase regulator activity. The transcript has 5 exons. Gene Ontology annotation, cellular component: cytoplasm; nucleus; cyclin-dependent protein kinase holoenzyme complex. Gene Ontology annotation, biological process: positive regulation of G1/S transition of mitotic cell cycle; regulation of cyclin-dependent protein serine/threonine kinase activity; mitotic cell cycle phase transition. The record is from RefSeq and is a predicted model, not a curated record. The coding region runs from base 245 to 1138 and encodes 297 amino acids. Lineage: Eukaryota; Metazoa; Chordata; Actinopteri; Syngnathiformes; Syngnathidae.